AUUCAAACAAAUAAGCUGUUUUAUUUUGAACUUCUUUGCUAAAACGAUCGCAGUUGUGUAUUUACUUUGUGUGCGAACAGGUCACCGUUUGUGCUUGAAUGAAUAUGUGUUAAAUUUUGUAAUGUCAAUAUUACAUUUAACCAGCGCUCAUAAACGUGAUUUUAACGAUAUUUUGGGCGUUGCCUGAUAUGGAGCUUAGCGUCUGCAUACAUAUUUGUUUGAAUAUACCGAAUGCAUACGUUGGAAGUUAUAUAAAACCAAUAAUUCAGUUUGUCUAGAAUUAAUAUAAAAUAUUUAAAUAAAAAGUACGGAUAUAAAUCGAAUUGUGCAAAAUAUGCGUGUAUAUACAAACAUACAUUUAUAAAUGUUUUGUGUACGGCAUUGGCAAAGCAAAGAUAAGAUUAGCUCCUAAAAUCACUAUGUGAAUAAAUAUGAAUGUAUGUACAUAUGUACAUAUGGCAAACAACGUGACUACUCCAUGGACCCGUGAAAUAUGUACUCCACGCGGCAAUGAAGUAAUCCAAAAUACAUAUAAAAAAAUAUCGUUUAAUUAACACGGCGAUGACCUACUCUGCAUAACAUCCGAGUCAUCUAUGGAGAACAUACACGAAAUUAGUUUGGAAAUAAAUUCAAUAAUUCCUUCAUAUAUUACAAUCAGUGGGUUAAAUUUUGGAAUAUAUGCGAAAAGUUAUAUUCAGACAUAACUUUUAGUUUGAAAUAUAAUUCGCUUUAGGCAAAACAUACAUACAUUCUAAUAUAACAUUUAUUAUAUAAAUUUAAAUUAAUAUUUUGUUGCCAAUACAAUGCUUAAACUUAUUCACGUGCUCUAUAUACCAGCAGAGCUCGCCAAAGAAACGAAACUAACUCAUUUUCAAUGCAUUUUCCGUACAAGAGUGAAAACCUUCCUUCAGUAAUUAAAUCACGACCCCAUAAUAGAGUACUGAACUACCUAUUGGGUUGCUCCAAUGGGUCAUAUGGUCCGAAAAUGUUUGGAGGGUAUGCACACCUAACUAAGAGUUUUUAAUAAGAUUUUCGAAGAUUCAAUACUGGAGGUGAUGCCUGCACAUGAAUAUAGAUACGUGUGCAAAUAAAAAUCGUAAUACUAUCAUGUUCUCAAUGCAAUCAAAACUAAAAUUAAAUUAAUUGCAACAUCCAAAAAAUCACAUUAAGAAACGAGUGCAAAUUGUAAACCAUACAAACCGCAAUAUGGUCCACAGAAAAGUCGUUCAAUUAAUCAAUACAAGACCUCUUCGAAUGAACACGUUUCAGUAUCAUGACAAAGUGAAGUCAGCCGUAAUGUUAGUUAUAGCUUCAUAUUUAGUAUUAAGCAAUUUAAUUUGUGUCAAAGCACAAACUCGAGACCCAAGGUUCUUCUCGCGACCGGGUGUCAAUGACUACAAUUGGCCAAAUCCAGGAGAUCCAGAUUACAGAACUUAUAUUUUCAAUGAUCGACGUUAUGGACACUAUUUGCCUAAUGGUUAUGGCACGAAUUAUCCUGGCAGGAACUCACCGGGUCAAUACCCACAAGGAAUGCCAAACGAAGAUCGAUUUAGAUUCGAUCCGAAUAACCCCAACGCUGCACAUACCCCUUUCCCUGGAAUUUUGGCUGGUUGGCGUGAAGAUUUACAGGGUAAACAACGACGUGACUCACUCACAUUAGAUCGCGAUGUAUUUGUCACCACCAAUUAUGGACAAGUUCAGGGCUUCAAAGUCUAUAUGUACGAUAAUCCCGAUCCAAAAUCAUUCUACAGACCUUACCACUCGACCGUUGAUCGUGUGAUGGGUGAAUGCUCAGUUUUCUUGGGUAUUCCUUAUGCGUUGCCACCUACUUUCGAGGGCCGCUUUAAGCCACCGCGUUUGCAUCGUGGAUGGCAGUUGUUGCAAGCAGUUGAUUAUGGACCAGCGUGUCCACAGCCAGUACGAUAUACGGGCGCCACAAAAGGAAUUAUGGAUAUGGAUGAAGAUUGCCUUUAUUUGAAUAUUUUUUCACCGAAGACUGGUGCUGGUGUGGCUCAAAAGUAUCCCGUUAUGGUGUAUAUACAUGGUGGAGAAUUCAUACGAGGUGCCUCAAACCUGUUUCAGGGCCACAUACUAGCGUCUUUCUAUGAUGUUGUUGUUGUUACUAUAAACUACAGGCUGGGUGCGCUUGGCUUUCUCUCUACUGGCGACGAUAAUUCGCCGGGAAAUUAUGGUAUAUUAGAUCAGGUUAUGGCACUGAAGUGGAUAUAUGACAAUGUUGAAUUCUUUAACGGAGAUCGUGAAUCCAUUACAUUGUUUGGUCCUGGUGCAGGUGCCGCAUCUGCGGGUCUUUUAAUGGUUGCACCACAAACUAAAAAUAUUGUGAAAAGAGUUAUUGCUCAAUCUGGAGCUGCAAUGGCAGACUGGGCGCUUAUUCAAGACAAAUACCGUGCACAGAACACUAGCAGAGUUCUGGGACAAUUACUUGGUUGUUCAAUCGAAUCAUCUUGGAAAUUAGUAAACUGUUUAAGAACUGGACGUAGCUUUUAUGAACUUGGCAAUGCAGAAUUUCCACCACAAGUGGGUACUUUUCCCUGGGGGCCAGUGUUGGAUCAUAAUUUUACCGUUCCAGGUGAUGAUUGGUAUGAAGGUUGGCGUGAAAAAGAUUGGCGAUUUCUUACACAAACACCGGAAUAUCUUAUUCGCCAGGGACACUUCAAUCGUGGGUUACAGUAUAUGACUGGAGUGACGACACAAGAGGCAUCGUUUUUCGUUGCGCAAAAUGAGUCACUUGCACCAUACUACGAAAUUGAUCAUACAUUUUUUGAUGCGAAAAUUAGAGAGCAUGUUUUUCGCUACAAUUACACACUAAAUCCGAAUGGGGUGUAUGAGGCUAUCAAAUAUAUGUAUACAUAUUGGCCGGACCCCAACAAUAGUUCGGUAAUACGUGAUCAGUAUAUUAAUUUGCUUUCCGAUUUAUACUACCGAGCGCCGGUUGACAAAAUGGUGAAAUUGCUUUUGGAACAACGUAUACCGGUAUAUAUGUAUGUCCUAAAUACAACGGUGGAAGCUUUGAACUAUCCGCAAUGGCGAAAAUAUCCUCAUAAUAUUGAGCACUAUUUUCUAACCGGUGCCCCAUUCAUGGAUAUUGAAUUCUUUCCCAAAAAGGAACAUUUACAACGUAACAUGUGGACGGAUAAUGACCGAAAUAUGAGUCAUUUCUUCAUGCAAACAUAUUCAAAUUUCGCCAGAUAUGGCAAUCCAACACCACAGCAAGUGUUAGGCUUGCAUUUCCAACGUGCAUACCAAGGAGAGCUGCGAUAUUUGAAUAUAAACACGACUUUCAACUCAUCAAUAUUGCUCAAUUAUCGACAAACAGAAUGCGCAUUUUGGACGCAAUAUUUACCAACGGUAAUCGGUGUGCUUGUUCCGACUUAUCCACCCACAACCGAGUUCUGGUGGGAGCCGAAAGAGCCUUUGCAAAUUGCUUUCUGGACUAUGUCAGUGGCUUGUUUCUUUCUUAUUGUUUUAGUAGUGAUUUGUUGCAUUAUGUGGAGGAAUGCCAAAAGGCGAUCAGAUUUCUACGAUGAUGACGUUUUCAUAAACCCCGAUGGUGCAGAGUUACCUGAUGAAGUUCACACCGGUGUGGAUAACACACACAUGGUAGCCAAUCCCCAUGCUAUGCGAUCACGUGACAACAUAUAUGAAUAUCGUGAUUCACCAUCUUCAAAGACGCUCGCUAGCAAAAUUCAUACAGACACAACAUCUAUUCGUUCACCAAGUUCUUUAGCCAUGACGCAGAAAAGUGGCAGUCAGUCGUCUCUAAAAUCUACUAUGUCUUUAAAAGAAACCACUGGUGGUACGUUAACUAGCUGCUCCAGCAGUGCACGUCCUUCCCGCACGAAUGGGCUGCAUAACGGUUCAGCUGCAACAAUACAGACACCAAAAGUAUUCGAAGAAAAACGUUUAAUAACUCGUGAACUUACUAAGCCAGAACCGAUUUCCAGUACUCCACUUGUUACAACUUCAACUGCGAAAAUUUCUAUCACUUCAGAACCCAUUAGUCUUAAGCCAACUUCAAAUAUUAUCGCCACUAGCACAUCUCCCAACUUAACGGGCACUGUGAGUAGUCGCAGUACGACGCCGGUGCCGAGUGCACGAACGCACACGCAUACCACAACGGCUACAGUAACUAGUGCACCACAGGUUCAACGCCCAGUUCUACCUACAUCUUCUGCUCAAGCUCAAUCUAGAGCGCAAGCUCGAACACAAGUUAUAGAAGGUGUACCCCAAACAUCGGUUUAAGAAACACCUCUCUAAGUGAGUUAUCGAACUUUGAAAGCCUCACUUAGAGAGUAUAAAACAGAAAUAGCUAAUAAUAUAAUAAUUACUUUCAUGCAUACAUAUAUUAUUUAAUUUGUAUAUAGAUUUAUUAAUGUAAAUAACGAUCAAAAAUAAUCAUAUUGAUAUGACAUAUGACAUAUGAAUGACAUAUGUAUGUAUAUACAUAUAUGUAUAUAGAUUUAACUAAAGAGGCGGAAAGAUUUUCGCAGUUAUCCUGCAAACCAAAUGGAAGUGAUUUCGCUUCGAUUUCGAUAUCUGACUCGGAUCAAAAGUUGUACGGCAAUCGUAUCGCAGUUAAAAAGCUCGAACCAAAGCGAAUUUAUAAUGGGGAAAGAAUGAGAGCUAACACAACAGUUACGUUGUAUUUUGUUUUUGCAUAUACAUAGGUAGCUGUUGUCUAAAUCAUGGAAAAUUAGUUGACUUUUAGACAACCACAAACUCUGUCCCAGAAAUGUAUUAGAGUUUUAUGUGCCUACAUUUUAUUUUAAGUCUACUGCCGACAUACGAAUGAAGUAUCAAAUCAUCUACGCCAUUGGCUAAUAAAUAUUAGAUAACAUUGGGCAUUGCAGGGACAUACAUUUGCUUACCUCAUUUUUCUACCAAAAUUGGUAGAGCAUCUAUCUGCUGACGCCAAACUAGACUAAAUUGUCGAUUAACACAUUAGAAAUAAUUACAUUAAGUCUGCGUUAGAAUAUAAAAAUGUUAACAUUGACUUUCUGAAAACAAUUUUGUAAAAAAUUUAUAUAUAAAAAGAUUGUAUAUAAAGUUUUUUUUAUAUAUAAUAAUUUAAUACAAACAGUUGUGGUGAAGUUGAACUUUGCAGUCGAAAUACAUUGAGCUGCCAAAGGUUCACAGGUAGCAGCCUAACAAUAUGAUAAGAUCUUUAGCGGUUACUCCCUUUUAUAUAAUAUUAUUUUUUUUUUAGUAUUUGAACGAAUAAAACAGAAGCUAAUUUUAAUU
Ceratitis capitata (Mediterranean fruit fly) is the source of this 5262-nucleotide messenger RNA. It is a transcript of the gene Gli, whose product is annotated as cholinesterase. The record is from RefSeq and is a predicted model, not a curated record. NCBI's taxonomy places the organism in Eukaryota, Metazoa, Arthropoda, Insecta, Diptera, Tephritidae. Gene Ontology annotation, cellular component: cell surface; tricellular tight junction; septate junction. The coding region runs from base 1207 to 4263 and encodes 1018 amino acids. The transcript has 7 exons.